Molecule: messenger RNA, 1925 nt
Organism: Drosophila elegans
Lineage: Eukaryota; Metazoa; Arthropoda; Insecta; Diptera; Drosophilidae
Product: venom protease
Exons: 7
Coding region: 41-1786 (581 amino acids)
Biological process (GO): proteolysis
Molecular function (GO): serine-type endopeptidase activity
Source: RefSeq, a predicted model, not a curated record
GGCCGAGCAGAAAGCACGGAUAAACGGAUACGGAUUGGAGAUGGUGCUGCUGGACGAGUUCUGUGUGAAGGUGUACUUCUGGCCAUUCCUGUCCUACCUGGCCAGCAUGAAGGGCUGGUGUCCGCUGUAUCCGCCAGGUUACUAUCCCAUCUACGCCCUGCCGCCGCCGCUGCAGCCGCUCCAGCCGAUUGGUCCACUAAUACCGAACCAACCCGCUCUUCCGUCCACACCUGCAGUGAUACCGACGUUCCAGCCCACGCCGCCAAAUCCCCAGCCGCCGCCGGUGACGCCACCACUGAUCACGACCACGAGUAGUACCACCAGUACUACUACUACUUCUACUACCAGCAGCACAACCUCCUCCACCACGGGAUUGACCACCCUGAGCACCGCUGGCACCACUCUGCCCGUGCCGGUGCCAGUGCCCACGUGUCCGUCGCAGCCCUUGGUUUGCCUGCCCGGCGGAGCACGUCCGCUGCCCAACUGCCCCUGCAUCGAUCCUCGCCAGCAGCAGAACACCCCGCUGGGCUCCUCCACGGGACCUCAGAUCGGUUCGGACAUGAUGGUUUUCAUGCCGCUGAAUGGCGGACGCCGGCGACGUCGUCGCCGUAAACCCCAAUCCUGCCAAGAUGCCAGAUCCCGGCCUGGAAACUGCCUGCCCCUCACCUCCUGCCCCCAGCUCAUGGAGGAGUAUCAGGGUCAGGGGCAGGGGCAGGGCAACGAGUUCCACACCUUUCUGGGCCAGUCCAUAUGUAGCUUCGAUGGCUCCACUUUCAUGGUAUGCUGUGCCUCGGAUCGAAGUGGUAAUGCCAGGAGCAGGAAGGAUCUGCUGCUGACCACCACUGCACCCUUUGGCUUCUUUCAUUUCUCACCGCUAAGUGGUGGCCCCACUGUCACUCCCAUGGUUUUCCAGCCAACUCCGCCCCUAAAUCCGGUGGUGAGCCCCAGUUUUAAUCCACCUCCUCCUCCUCCAGCACCACAGAAUACUCCACGAUUGGCUACUGUUUGUGGCAUUAGUGGUGCCACUUCCAAUCGGGUGGUGGGUGGAAUGGAAGCCAGGAGAGGAGCCUAUCCCUGGAUAGCUGCCUUGGGUUACUUUGAGGAGUCCAAUCGGAAUGCACUUAAGUUUCUCUGCGGUGGCAGUUUGAUCCAUUCGCAUUAUGUCGUCACCUCGGCGCACUGCAUCAAUCCGAUGUUGACUUUGGUUAGAUUGGGAGCUCAUGACCUCUCCAAAUCCAUUGAACCAGGUGCAAUGGACUACCGCAUCCGAAGAACUGUGGUUCACGAGCACUUUAAUCUCAAUUCUAUAUCAAAUGAUAUAGCGUUGAUUGAGCUAAAUGGAGUGGGAUCAUCUUUGCCAGGUAACAUAGCCCCCAUUUGUCUGCCCGAUUCGGCGAAAUUCCUGCAGCAGGACUUCGUGGGAAUGAAUCCCUUUGUGGCCGGCUGGGGUGCAGUGAAGCACCAGGGACCCACUUCACAGGUGCUGCGGGAUGCCCAGGUGCCAAUAGUGUCCCGUCAGAGCUGCGAGCAGAGCUACAAGUCCGUCUUCCAGUUCGUCCAGUUCAGCGACAAGGUGCUGUGUGCGGGCAGUUCGAGUGUGGAUGCCUGCCAAGGGGAUUCCGGUGGACCACUCAUGAUGCCCCAGCUGGAGGCCAAUGGGUAUAGGUUCUACUUACUUGGACUGGUUUCCUUUGGCUACGAGUGUGCUCGUCCCAAUUUUCCCGGGGUCUACACAAGAGUCGCCUCCUAUGUUCCUUGGAUCAAAAAACACCUCUCGUUGGCUUAGAACAUGACACAUGUCAAAUUGGACGUCUAUCUUUGAUGUGUCAUCCAAGAUUGAGAGCACUUAACAAACACUUGCAUUAAAAUCCUAAAUCCCAAACACACAUACCCACCGGAAUUUCCUCAAUAAAUUUCAUGUUUUU